AUGACCGACAAGUCCGCCAACCCCAUGCGGGAACUCCGCAUCGAGAAGCUCGUCCUCAACAUCUGUGUCGGUGAAUCUGGUGACAGACUUACCCGUGCCGCCAAGGUGCUCGAACAGCUGUCUGGUCAGACUCCAGUCUACAGCAAGGCCCGCUACACUGUCCGAACCUUCGGUAUCCGUCGUAACGAAAAGAUUGCCGUCCAUGUCACCGUCCGUGGACCAAAGGCCGAGGAAAUCUUGGAGCGUGGACUCAAGGUUAAGGAAUACGAAUUGAGGAAGAGGAACUUCUCGGAGAGCGGAAACUUCGGAUUUGGUAUCAACGAACACAUCGAUUUGGGUAUCAAGUACGAUCCUGGUAUUGGUAUUUACGGCAUGGACUUCUACUGCAUCAUGUCCCGCCGCGGCCAGCGUGUUGCUAAGCGAAGAAGAUGCACUAGCAGAGUCGGUGCUAGCCACCGAAUUCACCAGGCCGACACCGUCAAGUGGUUCAAGGCCAAGUACGAUGCCACCGUCAGGUAG
Molecule: messenger RNA, 519 nt
Organism: Orbilia oligospora ATCC 24927
Lineage: Eukaryota; Fungi; Ascomycota; Orbiliomycetes; Orbiliales; Orbiliaceae
Exons: 4
Coding region: 1-519 (172 amino acids)
Biological process (GO): translation
Cellular component (GO): cytosolic large ribosomal subunit; ribosome
Molecular function (GO): RNA binding; structural constituent of ribosome
Source: RefSeq, a predicted model, not a curated record